Molecule: messenger RNA, 810 nt
Organism: Fusarium sp. VM40
Lineage: Eukaryota; Fungi; Ascomycota; Sordariomycetes; Hypocreales; Nectriaceae
Source: the annotation of a GenBank genome assembly
AUGAGCCUGAGUCGCGUCGUCUUUGAUCGGCAUUUGAUUUGCCUUUUGUCCCUUCUGCAAACCUACAUCAUAGCCCUGGGGAUUGCCCAAAUCUUUCUCGUGGAGGGAAGCUUGGCUCAGAGACAUUCUGGUUCAGCGCUGGCCACUGUGUUCAAAGCUGGCAAUCGCGGCCUGACGCAGGAUAUGCCGUUACGGGCGUUGAUGGAAACCUGGACGUGGCAUAGCGAGAUGCGCUCGCAGCAGCACUGUUUCGUCUCAAUUCCCAUUCCUCGCCACAUCCCACCUCAGGCUGUCCUGGACUACGUGCAGACGUAUGAGCCUGUCCUGCGUCACAACCCAAGCAUGGUAUCGUGGCAAAAUUCCGCCCUGGAUCAUAACUCAGUCGCCAACGACAGCUUUUUUGAUAUUUCCGACCCCAACCAAAGUUUGCGCUGCUACCAAGCCUAUGAGAUCAUAAGGCUGGGCCCUGGAGUAGGGCGGGACGUGAGGUGGCCUAUCAUCUUCCAGAGAGUCCCAAACGGCAUCGUCUCCAGGGCGGAUGCACCUGCAGGGGUGGUUAGUUGGACGCAGUGGUAUGUCCGACCGCGACAGAGCGAACAGUAUGUGGAGUCUGUCAGUACUCCAAGUACGUCAACGCCGUCGAGUUGUGCGGAUGAGGAGUGGGAAUUAUACGGCAUCGUGACGCUCGAGGCUCACAGGAUGCUGAUGCCCUGGAUUACCACCAGUUCCAAGAGUUCCCAGGCUUCUAUCGGCCAGGGGAUAGUAGACGAUGUAUGCGAAAAAUACAACUCAAGAGAGCUUGAGAGAUAA